AUGGCAGGAGCACAAGAAAUUUCGAGUGGAGAAGAGGCAGUCUCCAGUCAAAGCUUUCCUCGGAAAGGCUCCGAGACGUCCUCGACAAGCGCUGCCUCCCACAAUGGACUUAGUGCCAGCUCCAUCGCACCGAAUGGCAGCAGCGCCACUUCGAGCGCGGUGGACGUGACCACUCCCAGCGUCUCUUCUCGCUCCUCGAGACUGAGCAGCUUGGAGAAGGACGAUUCGAGCGAAGCGCUGCAGAGGAUCCGCAAGCGAUCUUCCUUGUCCCGAGCCGGAUCGCCAAGGUCGCGUUCCGAAUCUGGCUUCUUCGCAGCUGCUCGGACCCAAGAAAAGGGCAUACAGUCGGGAGAGACAAGGUCUUCAGCUUUACCCGUCGGCGCGCUGUCUGCUGGGUUCCUGGCAAAGCUGGUGCAGGGUGUGGUCGACUCGUUGGAAGAUCGUUUGGAGAAUCUGGCCAGCAGACCGGAUUGGAUCGGGACGGCGGCGAGCUUGACGCUGGAGCGUGGGUACUGGAUCGAAGAUCGCAUUGCGGAGGAGGAGAUCCUUAGAAGGGAAGCUAUUGGCGGCAUCGACAACAUGUGGCUGCUCUUGAGCGACACCACUUCCUCCUUUAAUCCAGUUUGUACAGCCACCUUUGUCUUCAAGGAACCGCCUACCCUGGACAAGAUCAAAGAAGCGCUCAAGGUUCAGUCAGAUCUUUUCCCAAAAUACAAGCAGAAAUUGGCAAAUGUAGGAAGAAAGUGGCACGGUGCACACUUUGUAGACGACCCAGACUGGAACGUCAAUAGGCACGUUUCCAUCCAACGACUUCCCGAGCCUGCGAGCAAAAAGGAGUUGGAGGAGUACACGGCCAGAUUCAUCGCCAAAGACUGGGAUUUCGACAAGCCACUAUGGGAGUCGGUCAUCUUCGACAACUUUGUGGAUGCGCAGCGAGGUGCCAAAGGAGCUAUGGUCACACGCGGUCAUCACACUCUCACUGAUGGGCAGGGCUUCUGCUUGUCUCUCUUGAGCGCGACGUCUUUCCGACCCGAGCUGGAAAGAUUGCUCAAUGAUGGAGCAUCCACCUUGAGACUUGCUCGCCGAGGUCGCGCCAAACCUUCUAAGCUUCAUAAAGCGCUCAAGCCAUUGGAUAAAUUUCAAAAUACUCUUUUCUUGCAAUUAGCCAUGCUCGCCUUGUUUUGGAGUAUGUGGAUAGUCUCGCUCGUAGCUGAUGCUUAUGGCAGCAUCGAGCAGGGUCUCGUCAUUGGGUUUUGGUGGCUCUUUACGGCGUGGAGACAGCGCUACGCCACUACGACAUACCACGGUCCUCGUGUCAAGGGCAAAGAAUUCUCCACGAGCAAAGCCUUCGAGAUGGAUGACAUCAAGACGAUCCAGAAAGCCUUCAGUGGACCCACACCCGGAGGUAUCAUUGAUCAGAUCAGCGGUCGAAGAGGCAAAUACAUAUCUGGACACAUCACGCUCAAUGAUGUGCUGUGCACCGUCAUUGCGGAUGCGAUUAUCGAUGAAAUGGACGACAUGGACGAAGACCCAGCUCACCACCCUCCAGGGCUAUUUUCUUGGAUUCAACGCUCGGCCAAUGCUUUGCUGCCCUCCCGCAUCGCGCUGAUGAUCCCGAUCAGCAUUCGCCCUAUUUCCAACACGAGCAUGAGCAACUGGUCCACGGGCUCCAUCGCCUACCUUCCCUGCGGCAGCGCCAAGGAGGGUCUGCCGACUGGGGCUAAGGCAAUGCACAGACGCUUAAAGGGCAACUCUAGGGCGCUCAAUACCCUCAAGAGAGGCUGGCUGCCUACGCUUAGCUUUUGGGCCAUUCAGUUGACUGGUCAAGCUCCGAUUUUGUACCCCUCCGCACUUUGGACACCGGUGUCCGCCGUAGUUCGCUGGUGUCUUGAAUUCACACUGUGCUCCUUCACCGCUGUGCUCACCAAUGUACCCGGUCCACCGGGUGAGGUGCACCUGGCAGAGUCGGAAGUGGUGCAAUGGACAGCUUCGCCUCCUCAAGCGGGCAAGAACACGCUGGGUAUCGGCAUCAUUUCAUUCAACAAGCGUUGCUGCGUCACCAUUGUAGCGGACCACGUUGUCGAUUGCCCUUCAGAAGGCGUCGCGGAUCGAAUCACCCACAAGGUGGAGAGGAGAUUCACGCAGUACUUGGAGGUGGCUAGAGACAUUCUGAAAUCUGCGGAAAAGAAGAAGAAGAGGAGAGAAAGUAACGCUGCUGGUAUCUCCAACUGA
Molecule: messenger RNA, 2232 nt
Organism: Ceraceosorus guamensis
Lineage: Eukaryota; Fungi; Basidiomycota; Exobasidiomycetes; Ceraceosorales; Ceraceosoraceae
Exons: 3
Coding region: 1-2232 (743 amino acids)
Biological process (GO): triglyceride biosynthetic process
Cellular component (GO): plasma membrane
Molecular function (GO): long-chain-alcohol O-fatty-acyltransferase activity; diacylglycerol O-acyltransferase activity
Source: RefSeq, a predicted model, not a curated record